GAAUCGUUCCCGGCGGGUUUUCAAGCCCGAGGUGAUGGAUUUGGCCCCGCCGGGAUGUGGGAGUUGGGCUGCAGGUGAGGUCUCUGUCUGGGUGAAUUAUUCACCUCCAGAGGCGGCCGAGGAGGCGGCAGAACAAGUCCGAGCUCGUGUGGGUGUUCCUGGGCGAGCAAUACCGGGGAAAAAGGCUCCCACACCGACUGUGGGGUGAUCCAAACCGGCUGUGCCGCUCCGGCCGCGGCGCAUGGCAUCGGGGGGGUGACUCAGCUGCCACCUGGGCUUGUCCCCAGCUCACCCUGCAGGAAAUGAGUCAGGUUUGAAGGAAGGAAAAAUGGUAAAAGGAUGGGGCAAGAGSCCGUGCCGCGGCGGGAGGAGGGAGGCGUCGGUCGCGGGAGGAUGGAGGGUCGGUGCUCAGAGAUGGACACCUUCAGCACCAAAAACUUGGCCCUGCAGGCCCAGAAGAAGCUCCUGAGCAAGAUGGCCACCAAAACCAUCGCCAACGUCUUCAUCGACGACACCAGCAGCGAGAUCCUGGACGAGCUGUACCGGGCCACCAAGGAGUACACCCACAACCGCAAGGAAGCCCAGAAGAUCAUCAAGAACCUCAUCAAGAUCGUGAUGAAGCUGGGCGUUCUCUACCGCAACGGGCAGUUCAGCCCCGAGGAGCUGCUGGUGAUGGAGCGUUUCCGCAAGAAGGUUCACACUCUGGCCAUGACAGCCGUCAGCUUCCACCAGAUAGACUUCACCUUCGACCGUAGGGUCAUGUCUGGCGUGCUGACGGAGUGUCGGGACCUGCUGCACCAGGCGGUCAACGGGCACCUGACGGCCAAGUCGCACUCGCGCAUCAACCACGUCUUCAACCACUUUGCGGACUACGAGUUCCUGUCGGCGCUCUACGGCCCGGCCGAGCCCUACCGCACCCACCUCAAGAGGAUCUGCGAGGGGGUCAAUAAAAUGCUGGAGGAGGAGAGUAUUUGAGGGUGGCCAGGGUGGGGUUUGGGUGGCCGGACUGUGCCUCCUGCCACGCUCAAAGGAUGGCGUUGGCAUCG
Messenger RNA from Malurus melanocephalus (red-backed fairy wren), 1046 nucleotides. RefSeq names its product TNF alpha induced protein 8 like 1 (gene TNFAIP8L1). Gene Ontology annotation, cellular component: cytoplasm. Lineage: Eukaryota; Metazoa; Chordata; Aves; Passeriformes; Maluridae. The record is from RefSeq and is a predicted model, not a curated record. Bases 340 to 975 code for a protein of 211 amino acids. The transcript is spliced from 2 exons. Gene Ontology annotation, biological process: regulation of apoptotic process; negative regulation of TOR signaling.